AUGGAUGCGAACACCCUGGAUUUAGCAGUUGUCGCGGUUGCAGGAAGCAUGUUUACGAAAAGCACGCUUGGUAUAAAUAUUUCAAUCAAAAACCUAUUGUUAUUUCAAAUACUGUUGAAGAAAAGGCAAUGUAAUCAUAUCAAAAACCAAACAUACAAUUCCUUGUUGUUCUACGGAAAAUGAUUUAUGUCGUUCCCUUUCGGUGUGGUUACAAAGUGCGGCUGGCGGCGGCAAGUCUGAAAAGCAAUCACAAAUUUCAGUGACAAGGGCUCUCAAGUUUAUAACAUUUUGUUGUUCUGAAACGGGCGAGGACGAAUUGAAUGGGACUUCGUCUUUAGAAAUUAUAGAUUAUUUUGUUGGUUCUUCGAAAUUGUUAACUAACGGGUGUAAUUAACGGGUGUAAUUAACGGGUGUAAUUAACUAAAGUGUAAUUAACGGGUUUCCUUGAUUAUCUUCAGGGUACUUGGAAAGUGGGAAUUUCCGGCCAAGUAGGUUCAUAACAAGCAUAUCUGAGUUGUUAGAUUUUCGAAAGUUUAACUCUCCCUCGGGCGCCGUACUGCAAAAUUUCUCUGUUACUGAUGUUUACAUCAAAAGAGCAAAGAAAUGUUUGUCAAAAGUAAUGAGGUUGCACUGGAGGACAGAUCUUGACAUAGAAACACUUGAAUCAAGACGGAGUUGGGCAAGCUUAGCCGAACUUCAAACUGUGAUACCCUUCCAUAUACCACGUUAUAAGAUUAUAUUGGACGAAUGCAAAAACAAAUCACCUGUUAUUAGCGCAACGAAUCUUACAUUUUUGCUACCCGAUUCCUAGCAGUAUUUAUGUUUUUUAAAGUUAAAGGCUGUAGGCCUAUGACGUAUCUUAGGAUGUUAGGGUUUGUAAUCCUAGUGAGAAUAUAUACAUUUUAGGAUCUAACCAGGAACGAAUCGAACCCACGUCCCUGCGAUUCCGGUGCAGCGCUCUAACCAACUGAGCUACAGAGGCCAGCUGUUGAGCUGUAACCGUAAGUUCAUGUAUAUAUAGGUAAACGGGUGUGCGGGUUGUGAUAAGGUGGACUUGAAUAAUUUAGAUUCUUGCACUUCACUGGGUGGAAUUAAUAUUAGGAUGUUAGGGUUUGUAAUCCAAGUGAGAAUAUAUACAUUUUAAGACCUAACCAGGAACGACUGCGAAAAAUGCAGAACAGGGUCCUCUCUGGUAGGAAUCGAACCUACGGCCCUGCGAUUCCGGAGCAGCGCUCUAACCAACUGAGCUACAGAGGCCAGCUGUUGAGCUGUAACCGUAAGUUCAUGUAUAUACAGGUAAACGGGUGUACGGGUUGUGAUAAGGUGGACUUGAAUCAUUUAGAUUCUUGCACUUCACUUGGUGGAAUUAAUAUUAGGAUGUUAGGGUUUGUAAUCCAAGUGAGAAUAUGUAGAGGAGCAGAAGUUGGUUUCUGAAGAUCAAAAACCCAGUUCGAAUGUCGCCCGAGUCCAUUAUCAGAAAUUGCGUUCUCGAGAUGUAGCUAUUAAAGGUCGAACAUGUAUGGAAAAAUUGCGUGGCUUACACGGAGCAGAAAUGGACACUUGCGUUGAACAGUUAAAACAAGAACAUUGUUCCGAACACGAAUCAAAAA
Molecule: messenger RNA, 1610 nt
Organism: Paramuricea clavata
Lineage: Eukaryota; Metazoa; Cnidaria; Anthozoa; Malacalcyonacea; Plexauridae
Source: the annotation of a GenBank genome assembly